Messenger RNA from Hippocampus comes (tiger tail seahorse), 1000 nucleotides. It is a transcript of the gene castor2, whose product is annotated as cytosolic arginine sensor for mTORC1 subunit 2. Bases 16 to 990 code for a protein of 324 amino acids. The transcript is spliced from 8 exons. The record is from RefSeq and is a predicted model, not a curated record. NCBI's taxonomy places the organism in Eukaryota, Metazoa, Chordata, Actinopteri, Syngnathiformes, Syngnathidae. Gene Ontology annotation, biological process: negative regulation of TORC1 signaling.
GAGAAGACGUAGAAGAUGGAGCUUCACAUUCUAGAGCACAGCUUGAAAGUGGCGAGUAUAGAGAAGGAAGGUAUCCAAAUUUGCACUCACGGAUUAAUCAAACUCGCCUUCCUGGCCUCCAAAACCAGGUACGUCCAUUCCUCUCCUUCACGCCGCCAAACCUGCACGUUAGCGUUGGACUUUAAAGAGCUGCCCGAGUCAGAGCACAUCAGCGUCGCCGAGGCCACGUGGCUGGCGCUCAACGUGGUGUCGGGCGGCGGGAACGCUUCCAACUCGCAGCCCAUCGGCGUCACCAAGAUCGCCAAAUCGGUCAUCGCGCCGUUGGCCGACCACAACAUCUCCGUUUUCAUGCUGUCCACGUAUCAGACUGACUUCAUCCUGGUCCGAGAACGAGACCUGCCCAUGGUCAUGCACACGCUGUCUUCGGAGUUCACGUUACUGCGGGUGGUCAACGGGGAGACGGUUGCCGCCCACCACCUGGGGGUGACCAACGGUUUUGUCAAACCCAAACUCGCGCCGCGCCCAAUCAUCCACCCGCUCUCCAGCCCCAGUAACAUGUUCUGCGUGACCAGUCUGGAUCCGGACACGCUUCCCUCUGUCGCCACCCUGCUCAUGGAUGUCAUGUUCUACUCUGGAGGGUCGAAAGAAUCGGGCGCCGGCGGCGAGGACACCAGUCACAUUCGGUUCUUCUCGUUCUCCCUCAUCGAAGGCUACAUUUCGCUGGUCAUGGACGAACAGACGACGCAAAGGUUCCCAAACAACGUCCUCUUCACCAGCGCUUCUGGCGAGCUCUGGAAAAUGGUUCGAAUCGGGGGGCAACCUUUAGGAUUUGACGAAUGCGGCAUCGUGGCUCAGAUAUCGGAACCCCUGGCGACCGCCGACAUUCCCGCCUACUACAUUAGCACCUUCAAGUUUGACCACGCCCUGGUUCCUGAGGAAAACAUCCAGAGUGUGAUUGGAGCCCUGAGGAGCGAGAGCAACCUGGCGUAGCGAGGACGGA